Messenger RNA from Trichechus manatus latirostris (Florida manatee), 2045 nucleotides. It is a transcript of the gene PRIM2, whose product is annotated as DNA primase subunit 2. The record is from RefSeq and is a predicted model, not a curated record. Gene Ontology annotation, cellular component: alpha DNA polymerase:primase complex. NCBI's taxonomy places the organism in Eukaryota, Metazoa, Chordata, Mammalia, Sirenia, Trichechidae. The transcript is spliced from 14 exons. The coding region runs from base 113 to 1636 and encodes 507 amino acids. Gene Ontology annotation, biological process: DNA replication, synthesis of primer; DNA replication initiation.
GGUACCAGAUGCUUCCGCUUCCGGCUCCAUACGAAAUCUCCCGCCACCGGGGCAGGGAUAAGUGUCAGCGUUUGUGUAUUUCUCACACUUGGUGUGGUUGCAGAUAACCAAGAUGCAGUUUUCUGGAGGAAAGCGGAGGAAGCUGAAGUUGACAGGUGACCAGAGAAGUGCUUGCUAUCCUCAUAGCCUUCAGUUUUACCUACAGCCGCCAUCUGAAAACAUAUCUUUGAUUGAGUUUGAAAACUUGGCUAUUGAUAGAGUUAAAUUGCUAAAGUCGGUUGAAAAUCUUGGUUUGAGCCAUUUGAAAGGAACUGAGGAAUACCAGAGUAAGUUAGAGGCUGAGCUUCGAAAGCUCAAGUUCUCCUACAGAGAAAACUUAGCAGAUGAAUAUGAACCACGAAGAAGGGAUCAUAUUUCUCACUUUAUUUUGCGCCUUGCUUAUUGCCAGUCUGAGGAUCUUAGACGCUGGUUCAUACAACAAGAAAUGGAUCUCCUUCGAUUUCGAUUCAGUAUUUUACCUAAGGACAAGAUUCAAGAUUUCUUAAAGGAUAGCCAUUUGCAGUUUGAGGCUAUAAGUGAUGAAGAGAAGAAGCUUCGAGAACAGGAGAUCAUUGCCUCAUCACCAAGUUUAAGUGGGGCUCAGUUGGAGAUGGAGACAGUUUAUAAGAUCCCUUUUGCUGACGCUCUAGACUUGUUUCGAGGAAGGAAAGUCUAUUUGGAAGUUGGCUUUGCUUAUGUACCACUUAGGGACAUUGUGGCAAUCAUCCUGAAUGAAUUUAGAGCCAAACUGUCCAAGGCUUUGGCAUUAACAGCCAGGUCCUUGCCUGCUGUGCAAUCUGAUGAGAGACUUCAGCCUCUGCUUAACCACCUCAGUCAUUCAUACACUGGUCAAGAUUACAGUACACAGGGAAAUGUUGGGAAGAUUUCUUUAGAUCAGAUCGAUUCGCUUUCUACCAAAUCUUUCCCACCCUGCAUGCGUCAGUUACAUAAAGCCUUACGGGAAAAUCACCAUCUUCGUCAUGGAGGCCGAAUGCAGUAUGGCCUUUUCCUGAAGGGCAUUGGUUUAACAUUGGAACAGGCAUUGCAAUUUUGGAAGCAAGAAUUUAUCAAAGGAAAGAUGGAUCCAGACAAGUUUGAUAAAGGCUAUUCCUACAACAUCCGUCAUAGCUUUGGAAAGGAAGGCAAGAGGACAGACUAUACACCUUACAGUUGCCUGAAGAUUAUUCUAACCAAUCCCCCAAGCCAAGGGGAUUAUCAUGGGUGCCCAUUCCGUCACAGUGAUCCAGAGCUGCUGAAGCAGAGGUUGCAGUCAUGUCAGAUUUCUCCCGGAGGAAUAAACCAGAUUUUGGAUUUAGUAAAGGGGACACAUUACCAGGUAGCAUGUCAGAAGUACUUCGAGAUGAUUCAUAAUGUUGAUGAUUGUGGCUUUUCUUUGAGCCAUCCUAAUCAGUUCUUCAUUGAGAGCCAGCGGAUUCUAAAUGGCGGUAAAGACAUCAAGAAGGAAUCUGUACAACCAGAAACUCCUCAGCCAAAACCAAGUGUCCAGAAAACCAAAGAUGUAUCCUCUGCUCUGGACUCUUUAAAUUCCUCUCUGGAAGUGGAUAUGGAAGAACUGGAAGAUUACUUCAGUAAAUGAUUCUUAGACAGUUUAGUAACCCUUUCUCCUCACCAGUCUUCAUUACCUAUUUUGCCUUUUGUUCUUUUAACCUUUUUGUAUAAUUUCUGCCUCUACCCUACCCUCACUUCAUUACAUCCACAUGGGUACUCCUUAAUGAAAGCAGGCUUGCAAGUAAAAUGAAGACCUCCGCUGUAUUUUGCUUUGACAAAGGGAAGUGAUAGAGCUUCUAUUGUAAUCUACAAGAUGAAUGGCGUGAUUUAUGUCCUAUUUUAGGAGAUAAAAGACAGCUUUCUGGUCUGGUAACAGUCCCCUAGAAACAGUACAACUGAAAACAACUUUUAUUUUAAUACUUAUCACUUUGUAAUUUUGACACAAUCUUUUUUUGGAUCAUUUUUGUUAAUAAAUAUAAAAGCUUAUAUGAGUGUGU